This is a messenger RNA of Jaculus jaculus (lesser Egyptian jerboa), 585 nucleotides long. RefSeq names its product protein crumbs homolog 3-like. Lineage: Eukaryota; Metazoa; Chordata; Mammalia; Rodentia; Dipodidae. The coding region runs from base 1 to 378 and encodes 125 amino acids. The transcript is spliced from 3 exons. The record is from RefSeq and is a predicted model, not a curated record.
AUGGGCGCCACCAACUUGUCGCCCAGCCCAUGGCGACCCCCAGUCCUGGGGCUCCUCUUGGCGCUCGGCCUGCCAUUGCUGACCGCCUGCUGGGACCGAAAUCUGGGAACAACAAAUAGCACUACUUCACCCACAGACCCCAGCUCCGAUGGAGGCCUGUCACAGGCGGCGGUCACCGCCAUCAUCGUGGUCUUCUCCAUUCUGGGUGCCCUACUCCUGGCUGUGGGGCUGGCCUUGCUCAUCCGGAAACUUCGAGAGAAGCGGCAGACAGAAGGCACCUACCGACCCAGCAGCGAGGAGCAGUUCUCCCACGCAGCAGCGGAGGCCCGGGUCCCCCAAGAUUCCAAGGAGCCGGUGCGGGGCUGCCUACCCAUCUAGCUCCCUAACCCUGUCAUCCACCUCCCUUCUUUGCUGUGACCUUGGGGCAAGGCAGCACCCUUUGGGGGCGAUCAGACUCACCCAGUGUUUUAAGACUAGAAGGUUCUUCAAAAACUUUGCCCUUGAGGGUAAGGGAAAGUGGGAGCCUCUCACUUUUUAUAUAUUUAUGUGAAAUUGAUAGUGGGGUAUAAUAAAGCUUUUAUCUGA